UUUUCCACGAGAUAAAGCAUCAGUUUGUCGAAUCGUGCGAUACUUUCUAUAUAAUUCUAUAAGAGCAUAUACGUAGAUGCACUAGGUACACUUUGUCUAGUGCGCGCGUGCGUGUCUUUCUAAGAUAGUCACCACCGUCGCAACGGUACAAUUAAAAUGUCGCGCACCUUUUAUUCGUGGCUUCUGACAUCUCUCGUAGUACAUGCAUACGCGACACCGCAGAAAUUCAUAGAAGUGCACGACUUGAAUUCUAAGGAAUUGUCACCCGUGGACCAAUUAGCUCCGAUAAAUCCUGCUCUACACACCUUUCCGACAAUUCCCACGGUUCCUCUCUUGCCGAAUUGUGCGAAGCAGGGCUACUUGAGAGAUCCGUUCAACUGCGGCAAGUUUUAUCGUUGCGAGCACAGUCGUGGCGUACCAGUGGCUUAUUAUUGCCAACCAGGAACAAUAUUCAAUACGCUGACGGAAUCGUGCGAUCAUCCGCAGUACGUGCAGUGUUGACCGCUCUUCAAUGUGCGUAUCUUGCUGAAUUUCUCAAGCUUUUAGGUGUAGGUACAUUUAAGAAACGUAGUAACAAUGUCGCGUGCCGUUGUAGAUGUGAGAAAUUUAUCAAUUGAAAAUCUAGCGCUUGAAAUAGAUGCCUAAAUUUGAA
Molecule: messenger RNA, 652 nt
Organism: Vollenhovia emeryi
Lineage: Eukaryota; Metazoa; Arthropoda; Insecta; Hymenoptera; Formicidae
Exons: 2
Coding region: 157-501 (114 amino acids)
Cellular component (GO): extracellular region
Molecular function (GO): chitin binding
Source: RefSeq, a predicted model, not a curated record